This is a messenger RNA of Laetiporus sulphureus 93-53, 2069 nucleotides long. Its product is annotated as GMC oxidoreductase. The transcript is spliced from 22 exons. The record is from RefSeq and is a predicted model, not a curated record. NCBI's taxonomy places the organism in Eukaryota, Fungi, Basidiomycota, Agaricomycetes, Polyporales, Laetiporaceae. Gene Ontology annotation, molecular function: flavin adenine dinucleotide binding; oxidoreductase activity, acting on CH-OH group of donors. The coding region runs from base 204 to 1994 and encodes 596 amino acids.
AUACCCACGGCGGACUCUGCGCAAGGUUUUCCAAGUGCCGCUCUCUGAUGAUCUGCCGCGAGGAGUACGAGUUCUCCUGGUGAUGUAUCGAUGAUUUAGCUCGCGCUUCCUAGUUCUUCCAUCAUGGUCUGGUUCUUCGGCGUUCACCUCGCGUUGCCUUAUAACUCAUCAUCCACGGGGGAUCUGCACACAUUCUUGCAGCCAUGAGUACCAAGCUUGCUAGCAGUGCUGAUGUCGCCGAUAAGAAGUUCGACUUUGUGAUCAUUGGCGGCGGAACCGCUGGUCUCGCACUCGCCAAUAAACUGAGCGAGAACAAGAAUGUGACGGUCGCAGUUUUGGAAGCCGGCAAGGCACACCUCAAUGAUCCGCUCAUCCUCAAUGUCAACUUGUGGCCGUUCCAGAUGGUGCAGGAAGAAUACAACUGGAUGUUCACGACUGUUCCGCAAAGCAAGGCCGCGAACGGGCAGAUUCUGUGGAGCCGUGGCAAGGGAUUGGGUGGAUCGACGACCAUGAAUCUCCUGAUGUGGACGAGGCCGCAUCGCGAGGACAUUGAGACGAUCGGAAGGCUGGGGAACCCCGGGUGGAGCUGGAACCGGUUCUACGAAUAUUCAAAGAAGACGGAGAGGUACGUUCCCACGGAGCCGGUCGAACCUGUUCCUUUCAAAGGCGUGUACAAGCCGCAGUCUGUGGGCCACAAUGGUCCCAUUCCGAUCUCGUUCGCACCUACUAGCUCGAACGCGGAGCUUCCCUUCCAGAAGAGCAUGCAGAAAUCUGGAUUCGACGUGCCUAGCGACACGUUUAGUGGAGAGAUCGCUGGGACGUGGAAGGUGCCUUCGAUCGUUGAUCCCGAGACCGGUCACCGAAGCUAUUCCGCGAACGGAUACCUGCUUCCGGUCAUUGACCGCCCGAACCUCAAAGUGUUGACUGAAGCAUAUGUCACUCGGGUGAUCACCUCUAAGAAGGGCGACAAGGUCGUGGCGGAGAGCGUAGAAUUCGACUAUGGUGAGAAGAUCUACAAGGUCAACGUUGGAAAGGAGGCUAUUCUGUCGGCUGGCACUAUCAAGUCUCCUCAGAUCCUGGAGCUCAGCGGAAUCGGUGAUCGCAAGGUUUUGGAGAAGCUCGGAGUGGCCGUGCAGAAUCAUCUGCCGUCCGUCGGAGAGAAUGUCGGCGACAAGAUCACCGCGCAAGUGAUAGUCGAGAUGACCGCCGAGUCCAACGUGGUCAGCAGCAACCUCCUCGCUGACCCUGCCUUCCACGCGAAGCUGCGCGAGUCACUCCCGGGCCUCAAGGGUGAUUUCCCGUUGCUCACGACGGGUGUCACGUUCAUGCCUCUCCAGAAGUUCUCCAACCGAGCGGACGAGAUCAUCGCAGGGUUGCGCUCGCGUAUCUCGAAGGCGACGCCUGAGCUGAAGGAGGCGUUGGAGGCACAGCUGCGCCUGCUUGAGAACGACACGGUGCCCGACAUCGAAGUGAUCACGACACCGUUUAUUCUGGAGCCCCCGGUCAAGGACAAGGCUUACAUCCUGUUCGCGCUCUGCCUCUGUCAUCCGUUCUCGCGCGGUUCCAUCCACGCCAAGUCUGUCAACGCGAAGGACUCGCCCGCAAUCGACCCACAGUACUUCACGGAGCCAGCCGAUCUCGAGAUCCUGCUCGAUGCGGUCAAGUUCGUGCGCAAGGUGGACGAGGUGCCUCCGUUCAAGGACGUGGUCGCUCGGGAGAUCCUUCCGGGACCCAAUGUGGUCACCGAUGACCAGAUGCGCGAGACCAUAAAGAAGAACCUCGCGACCAUUUGGCAUACUAAUGGAAGCCUGUCAAUGCUUCCCGAGGGCAAGGGCGGCGCUGUCGAUUCGAAACUGAAGCUCUAUGGUACUACGAACAUACGCGUCGUGGACAUGUCGGUCUUCCCGUUGCCGAUCGGUGCUCAUCCUCAGUCGGCCGUAUAUGCUCUCGCUGAGCAAGCUGGCGAUGUCAUCAAGGAGGAGUACAAGUUGUAAGCAGUCUGAAGGAUCAUGUGAAGUCUCUGUCUCUUUCCGCGUGUCACUCGAUGUGAAUUCAAUUUGUACGAUAUU